This is a messenger RNA of Theobroma umbraticum, 1710 nucleotides long. It is a transcript of the gene DTX35, whose product is annotated as detoxifying efflux carrier 35. Gene Ontology annotation, cellular component: membrane. Gene Ontology annotation, biological process: xenobiotic detoxification by transmembrane export across the plasma membrane. Gene Ontology annotation, molecular function: xenobiotic transmembrane transporter activity; antiporter activity. The record is from RefSeq and is a predicted model, not a curated record. Lineage: Eukaryota; Viridiplantae; Streptophyta; Magnoliopsida; Malvales; Malvaceae.
AUGGAGACGACGCCACUGUUAAACGGCGCACCAUCUACGACGUUGACGUUGUUGGAGAAUGGAGACUACGCGCCGGUGAGGAGCUUCAAGGAAGUGAAGUCGGUGUUUUGGAUGGAGACGGUGAAGAUGUGGAAGAUCGCUGGUCCCAUUGGUUUCCAAAUAAUGUGUCAAUAUGGAACUAACUCCGUCACUAAUAUAUUCGUUGGACACAUCGGUAAUAUUGAACUCUCAGCCGUCACCAUCGCUCUCGCUGUCCUCGGGACUUUCUCCUUCGGCUUCAUGCUUGGCAUGGGGAGUGCACUGGAGACACUUUGUGGGCAAGCUUUUGGUGCUGGACAAAUACACAUGCUUGGCGUUUAUAUGCAAAGGUCCUGGAUAAUCUUGUUGGCCUCUUGUUUCAUCAUAUUGCCAUUUUACAUUUUUGCCACGCCAGUCCUCAAACUUCUGGGGCAAGAAGAUGAGAUCGCUAACCUGGCUGGGAAGUUCGCAAUACUCACCAUCCCUCAAUUGUUUUCACUUGCCAUAAUCUUCCCUACUCAAAAGUUCCUUCAGGCUCAAAGCAAGGUUAGCGUGCUUGCUUGGAUUGGGUUGGUGACUCUGAUUUUUCACGUCGGGAUCCUUUCGCUGUUCCUUUUGGUGUUUGAUUGGGGUACAACUGGGGCAGCCAUAGCAUAUGAUAUCACCAGCUGGGUAAUCGCUUUAGCUCAAGUCGCCUAUGUUAUUUUCUGGAGCAACGAGGGGUGGCAUGGCUUUUCAUGGUUGGCAUUCAAGGAGAUAUGGGCCUUUGUUCGACUCUCCAUUUCCUCAGCUCUGAUGCUUUGCCUCGAGGUUUGGUACAUGAUGAGCAUGAUUCUUCUUGUUGGUCACCUCAAUAAUGCAGUGAUUGCAGUCGGUUCCCUUUCAAUUUGUAUGAAUUUGAAUGGGUGGGAAGCUAUGUUGUUCAUAGGAAUAAACGCUGCUAUGAGCGUUCGGGUUUCCAAUGAGCUUGGAUUGGGACAUCCAAGAGCAGCCAAGUACUCCGUAUAUGUUACCGUGCUUCAGUCUCUCUUCAUAGGGCUUUUAUGCAUGGUUGCUAUCAUCAUAACCAGGGACCACUUUGCAGUCAUUUUCACUAGCAGCGAAGAAAUGCAGCGAGCUGUUGCUCAUCUGGCAUACCUUCUUGGUGUGACCAUGGUUCUUAACAGUGUCCAGCCUGUUAUAUCAGGAGUUGCUAUUGGCGGUGGGUGGCAGACAUUGGUUGCUUAUAUUAACUUAGGUUGUUAUUACGUUUUUGGUCUUCCUCUCGGAUUCUUACUUGGUUAUACAGCAAACUUAGGAGUGAUGGGACUUUGGGGAGGCAUGAUAGCUGGAAUUGGUUUGCAAACCUUGCUGCUCUUGCUUGUUCUCUAUAGAACCAAUUGGAACGAGGAGGUUGAACAAACAAUGGAACGUAUGAAGAAGUGGGGUGGCCAAGACAUCAGCACCGACAAGGUUAAUGAUAGUAACAUAUGACAUGAGUUGUUAGAAGAACAACAAUAUUGUCAUUACUCUUUGGCAUUUGUUUGGUUUUAUUUCUCCUGAUUCUGCAGGGAGCAAGGUGGUUUGUACUGAAUACUGUCACAAGCUGACUUGAAUCCGUGGUCUUGUCUCACGUGAUUUCUAUAUGGAGGCAAUUCCAAUUAGAGAUAAAAAAUAUAGUAAAUAAAUAAAAUCCUUUGUCAUUCAACAAAA